This is a messenger RNA of Hymenoscyphus albidus, 1708 nucleotides long. The record is from the annotation of a GenBank genome assembly. NCBI's taxonomy places the organism in Eukaryota, Fungi, Ascomycota, Leotiomycetes, Helotiales, Helotiaceae.
UUCCAAAAAUGGCUGCUUACUCGAGUAAAAAAUCCGAGGCUUUCAAGCUAGACUUCGAGUCUUCAGAUCAUAACCAACCAUCAAAGUGGAAACAAUGAUACUUGGACGAAACAGUACUUCCAUUUCGAACCCGCUUGCAACGACUACUGCUGUGAAGUGGUAUAUGGAAACGGAUGAUAGCCAGUAAGUGAAGCUCAAAGAACAUUUUCGCCGACAAGCUAUAACACCAAGCUCCUCUGACCUCUCUCAGAAUAUGUCUAGAAGCAAAAAAGACGUGUCUGGAAGCGCGCAAAGACUUGCUAGAACUAGUUGGAGAUGAUUUCGACAGCAGGUAUGCAUUGGAAUGUACAACCAAUGCAAAAGAGCUAGUAGGGUUCGUCAAGUUCUACCAGGAGAGAAUGGAACUUGAAAAUUCGGACCCCGGCUUCCGAAGACAACUUCUAAAUCGGGUGAAGACUUUCUGUGAGUUUGCAGACAAAAUCACUCAGAUUAUUGCUGUCAUGGUACCCCAAGAUCCAAAAUUUACAAUACCGUACGGAUGUCUUGCACUACUAUUCAAAGCAGUUACAUGGAGUAAGGAACGGAAGGAUAAGCUUGAUGCAUUUCUUGUCGAAAUUGUGGAAGUUCUGCCCAUCGCUGAAGCAUACGCUGAACUAUACAAUACCCGCCAAAUCAAGGAAGAGGUUAUCUCAAUGUAAGCACACCAUGAUUUGUAAGGCCUAGAUUUUGACUUUUGUAGGUAUGUAACAGUUCUCAAGUUCUUGGCGAAAGCGACAAUGCACUGCCGCCGGAAUAACUUGAGUAUGUCUCAUUGCUCACUUGCUAUCUCUGCUACACUGAGAACUCUAUAGAGAAGGCAGUGGAUGGCCUAUUUAAGCCAACGAGCAAUCCCUUGGAGACCUUAUGACACGGAUCAAGCAGUGUUCAGCUCGAUUGCACCAUUUCCAGGCAUUGGCAAGCGCAGUCCAACAAGAUGAAACUUUGAAAUCAGUCAAAGGUAUUAGCGGAAGUAUGAAAUAGCCACUGUGUGUCUCGGAACAAGCACAAAAUACCUGACACGACCAUAGCUCUCGCAAUUGUGCGUCAGGAAGUGGAACUCAUAUCCCAAGAAAUGUUUGCCAAAAUCGACCAAGUUGAGAAACUGUGGAUGAACUAUCAAGAGCAGGCCAAAAGUAUAGUCACCCACAAUUUCACACGAUACCGAAGCUAAUAUGGCCUAGGAGAUCGCAUGUUAAUCGCCUACCGCGAACUCUCCACAUUAUCCACCCUCCUUUUACCCUCCUCAAAACCAUGGGUCUCGGAGCUGCAUGCUGCCCGAACCCAAAACCCAGAGAUAUCACAAAGAUCCAAAUGGUAAAUGUUGAGCGUUAUCGACGACCUAUCCCUCUGGACCAGAACCGUUGACGACAAGCCUCUACUCUGGCUCAGUGUCAUAGCCGGCAACCAAGGAACCUGGGUAACUCAAAUGAUAACAGAAUACCAAGCCUCCUUCAAAAAAGGGGAAGUACCCCUCAUUUGCGUCUUCGCAGGUGUCUACAGAAACGAGCAAUUAACCGCAAGAUCCCUCGUCUGUCUCCUCAUAAUCCGCAUCAUGGAAUAUUUCCCAAAGGUCGUUUUCGAGAUACCGGAUUUGCUCAAUACACGAGUAUUAGCCCAGGCGGCCGAUCCCGAGCUUUGGGAGAUUCUCGAAGUGAUGAUUCGGGGUUAA